Prunus armeniaca (apricot) is the source of this 1629-nucleotide messenger RNA. NCBI's taxonomy places the organism in Eukaryota, Viridiplantae, Streptophyta, Magnoliopsida, Rosales, Rosaceae. The record is from the annotation of a GenBank genome assembly.
AUGGAAACUCAGAUUGAUCACAGCUUGUGGGUUUUGGCCCUCUUCUCCAAAUGCCAAGCCUUGUCUUCCACGGCCACUCUCUUCGUCUUUCUCGUCUUGGCCGCAGUUUAUUCAGCUGCGGCCGUCUUCUACUGGUCCUCAACUCCCGGAGGCACAGCAUGGGGAAGGCACCACUGGAAAACAGGAAAUACUCUUCGUAAACUUGUUCAAAACCAUAAAAAUCAACUCUCCACUACCACCCCAAUUCCCGGGCCACGUGGAUUUCCAAUCAUAGGCAGCAUGAGCCUCAUGACCAACCUAGCACACCACAAGCUCACCAAAGCAGCUGAGCUCUUCCAAGCAAAGAGGCUCAUGGCUUUCAGCGCGGGUGAGACACGUUUCGUCGUCACAUGCAACCAUAACGUCGCCAAGGAGAUCCUCAACAGUCCCGUCUUCGCCUCCCGUCCGGUGAAAGAGUCGGCUUACGGGCUCAUGUUCAACAGGGCAAUUGGGUUCGCUCCAUACGGAAAUUACUGGCGUACCCUCAGACGCAUCUGCGCCUCCCACCUCUUCUCCCCCAAGCAAAUCUCCGCCUCCGAGCAUCAACGGUUCGAAAUCGCAGACCAAAUGGUUUCCAUGAUCUCGGCACGUGCCGAGAACAGCUUCUGCGUCCGCGACAUUCUCCGGAGAGCUUCGUUGAACAACAUGAUGUGCUCGGUUUUCGGACUUAAAUAUGAGCUGGGCUCGUCGAACGAAGAGACAGAGGUCCUGAGGCGGCUCGUGGACGAAGGCUAUGACCUGUUGGGGAAGCUCAACUGGUCUGAUCACCUUCCAUGGCUCGCCGGUCUGGACCUUCAGAGCGUCCGGUCUAGAUGCUCCAAGCUCGUUCCUGAAGUCAACCGGUUCGUCGGCCGAAUCAUUCAAGAACACAGAGCUCGAACCGGCCGGAAGAACCAUGAUUUUGUGGACGUUCUUCUCUCUCUUAAUGGACCUGAUAAGUUGUCCGAGAGUGACAUGAUUUCAGUUCUUUGGGAGAUGACAUUCAGAGGAGCAGACACUGUGGCGGUUUUGAUCGAGUGGAUUUUGGCAAGGAUGGUGCACCAUCACGAUGUCCAAUCAAAGGUGCACGAGGAGCUCGAUCGGGUAGUCGGAUCACGGCCGUUGGUUGAGUCUGACAUUCAAUCAAUGGUUUAUUUGCCAGCAGUGGUCAAAGAAGUCCUGAGGCUACACCCACCGGGCCCACUCCUAUCCUGGGCCCGCUUGUCCAUCAGAGACACCGUCGUGGAUGGCUAUCACGUGCCUGCGGGGACCACAGCUAUGGUGAACAUGUGGGCCAUCACCAGGGACCCAGAAGUGUGGGAGGACCCACUCCAGUUCAAGCCAGAGAGGUUUGUUUUGUCCAAGGAUGCUGACGUGCAGUUUUCUGUGUUGGGAUCUGAUUUGAGGCUGGCGCCGUUUGGUUCGGGCACGAGGGGCUGCCCCGGGAAGGCUUUGGGGUUGACCACGGUGACCUUUUGGGUGGGGUCCUUGCUGCAUGAUUUUAAGUGGGCGAAGUCGCAUCCUAAUGAGCCGGUGGACCUGUCCGAGGUGCUCAGGCUUUCUUGCGAAAUGAAACACCCACUCACCGUAAAAGUCAACCGUAGGAAUUGA